GCCAAAGUAAUCCAUUCCGUUACGGAAAAGCUGUAUUGCCCUGUUUGAAUGCGUCCUUGCAUAUCAUUAUACGAGCAUGGCUUGUAUAAAUAUCCUCAGUCCUUGGCUGCAUCAUUCUCACUGUUUUCUCCAAAACAUCACCGCCUCCUCAACUUUUACUCAACGUUUUCGUUAUGAUUCUAGUUUCAUCCCAUGGCGAGAAGAACGAGGAGAAGGCCAAAGGACAGGACUGUUCGACGGGCUGCUGCGGGGAGCUUAAACAUCUACAGGAACUGAUACGCCACUACACGACGCCCGGCAUCGCUCCACCAUCUGCUCGCAUGAUUCCCAAUGUCAAGGUCGAACACAAGCCAGACUUCAGGUUAUGGCAUUGGUGGAAGUAUGGCUGGUUUGUGGCUUCAAAGGCCACACAAAUGACCGGAGACGCGCUCGUACACACUAUCUGGGGCCCCAGAAAAAAGUCAUGGGGUAUCCAAAUGACUCUUAUGUCAAGUCUCAUGCGUAACGCUGGUCAACACACGGAUCUGAUGGAUGUUCCUUCUAUUCGUAUGUUUAUGGGUAUGGGUGGUAUGGGUCCUGCACCACCAGACGCGCUCGUGACGCCGGUCACAUUUCACGUCAAGAAGUGCCGUCUCCGUGGUAUUCUCGAGGAAUUCGAUCGUCAAGAAACAGGCAAACGCGAACUUUCUGGAGAAUGGGUCGUCGGAAAGCGCACCUGGAAUCGGCUUCAGACAGAGUGGAAGGCAGCUCAGAUUGGUGAGAGAGGAUCCCACACUUUCGCCAAGAAGACGGAACGUGUUAUGCUCUACAUUCAUGGAGGCGCAUACUAUGUUGGUAGUGCAUCAGAAAAGCGCGUGAUUUCCGUGCCUUUGGCGCAGUACACCGAUUCUCGUGUCUUCUCACUCGAUUAUCGACUUGCACCAGAGACCCAUUUCCCUGGGCCCCUCCACGAUGCUGUUAUUGGUUACUUCCGUCUUAUCGACGACUUGCACAUUCCACCGGAGAACAUUAUUGUCUGCGGAGACAGUGCUGGGGGAGGCCUAUCACUGGCUUUGUUGAUGUAUCUUCGAGAUAAUGACUAUCCGAUGCCAGCAGGGGCGAUCCUGAUGUCUCCAUGGGUUGAUCUUACCAUGAGCGGCGAGUCAUGGGAAUCAAACGCACAGUACGAUGUCAUCCCGGUAUUCUCACCCAAAGACCACAUGAACCCGAUUGCUAAUUACUUGGGAGACAACAUUGAUCGAUACUUGAUGCAUCCUUACGCCAGUCCGCUGUUCGGUGAUUUCAAAGAUCUCCCACCCCUUCUCAUCCAAUCUGGAGACUCCGAAGUUCUGCGGGACGAGAUCGCCCUGCUCGCACACAAGGCGGAACUAGCGGGCGUAAACGUUCGUCAUGAACUUUAUCAGGAUGGCGUUCAUGUUUUCCAAACCUUCCCAUUCCUAGAGGUGUGGUCGCGCUCGUUCAUGGCGAUGCACGACUUUGUCCGCAAUACGCUCCAUCAUCUCCAGCGUGAAUCUCCCCAGGUUCUCGCCGACAAGGCUGAGAGAUCUAUGGAACAGGAAAUCGACACACAUGCUGCGCUCGUUAUCAGCGCUGAUGGGACGGAGACUUCUGUGGGAGUGGAAGGUGCCAAGGCGUCUUUGCUUGAUGAGGAUGGGCACGACACAGCGGAUAGCCAUUGUCUCAACUGCGGGCGCCGCCAGGAUUCUAGUUGGUCCUCGUCCUCGGAGACCGAUGUAGAAUCUGAGGAAGAGGUCGAUAUCAAGAUAUCCGUUGUCCCGCCAUCCGACAACCCUUCGCCUUUGGUUACCCGGUCAAAUACCGAGGAUGAUUCGGAGGUUCUUCCUCCAUCUAAGGGAUUGAAGCGCGUCUCGUCUGUAUCUUCGAUUUCGUCCACUCUCACUGACUCGCCGCCGUCAUUGUCGAAACCUCUGCCGGAUCGGAGCAGGCCUUUGCAUCUCGCUAAUCCUAUAGCUGAGCGUUGGCACCAGGCGAAGAGUCGGAGCAGGAGCAGGAGCAGGAGCAGAAGUCCUUUCAGGAGGCCUCUGACUCCGGAGGUGGCUAGACAAGUUGAGAGCUGGUCCUGGCACUUUUGGUCUAGUUAGAUUAUUUAACGCCAAAGAUAGAUUCUUUGCAAUACUGUACCAAUGGUUAAAUAUGCGUCGGGAAAUUGUAACUUAACCUCUAAGGGCGAUAGCAUGCAGUUCUACUAAACCCAAUAUUUACUUGCUUCAUUAGGUAGUGAUAUAUCUACCGUUAUCAUUGUAUGAUUGGCAUAAUCUUCUUCCCACCACUACAAGUGAACUGUGUACU
Molecule: messenger RNA, 2310 nt
Organism: Desarmillaria tabescens
Lineage: Eukaryota; Fungi; Basidiomycota; Agaricomycetes; Agaricales; Physalacriaceae
Product: Alpha/Beta hydrolase protein
Exons: 8
Coding region: 174-2102 (642 amino acids)
Molecular function (GO): lipase activity
Source: RefSeq, a predicted model, not a curated record